Messenger RNA from Neohortaea acidophila, 828 nucleotides. RefSeq lists its product as uncharacterized. The record is from RefSeq and is a predicted model, not a curated record. The transcript has a single exon. The coding region runs from base 159 to 386 and encodes 75 amino acids. NCBI's taxonomy places the organism in Eukaryota, Fungi, Ascomycota, Dothideomycetes, Mycosphaerellales, Teratosphaeriaceae.
AGCACUAUCCUCAAGCCUAGCAGAGCGUCCUUGGAGCCCAGCAUCGCCAUCCUCUCCAGCCGACGCAACCUCAGCCUUUUUCUUCCUCCCACCGCCCGCGAGCUUCGCUCCGCGCGUUGCCGGUCCCGCAUCUCGCAGCGAAGACCCAGCGUACCCAGAUGGAGGUGCUGCCUGUAGUGGUCGUGCUUCCAGCGCACUGUCUCUGCGCGGCUGCAAAUGCCCUGCGACAACCGUCUGUCCAGGGUCUUGCUCGUCGUCGUCAUCGGCUGGCGGAUCUUGCGCUGCUCCCUGUUGGCCGCGCGGCAUCAUCUCCCUCAAGUCGUAGCCGUAGAGUUGGACGAUGUAGGGGGAGUGAAAGUCUUGACGCUGAGCGCGGGGGUCGUUGAUGAUGGAGGGAUGGGGGAAGAGUUGGCGGUCGCGAGAGUUGUUGCCGUCGCCGUUGCCGUUGCUGUUGUUCCUGCUCCUGUUGCCGUUGCCGCGCUCCAUCCUAUCCAGUCGCGAGAUCAAGUCAUCGAAGCGCGAGUUGGCUUGUGCUUGAUUCUGGACAAUUGCAUCGAGCCGGGCGUGGACGUCUGCUUGCUUGUCGCGAAUGUCUUGCACGUUCGCGUCGAUGGGAUUGAGCCGGGUGUGCACUCUUUGGAGACUGCCGCGGGUAGAGAUGGGGUCGUUGUCUUCUUCGUCGUUAGGCUGGUUGGGUGGUGGUCGGGCUCUCCCUCCUCUGGGGUUGUUGGUUGGCACGUUGUCGAUGUCGGACUUGGCGGUGUUGCGGCCUUUGGUGGCUUUGGGGCCGGCCAUCUUAGGAAGAAGUGUUGUGGAAGGAAAAGAAGA